Molecule: messenger RNA, 1714 nt
Organism: Limulus polyphemus (Atlantic horseshoe crab)
Lineage: Eukaryota; Metazoa; Arthropoda; Merostomata; Xiphosura; Limulidae
Exons: 8
Coding region: 230-1498 (422 amino acids)
Biological process (GO): regulation of translational initiation
Cellular component (GO): cytosol
Molecular function (GO): translation activator activity; RNA binding; protein binding
Source: RefSeq, a predicted model, not a curated record
GAGGCUGCUCGAUGACGACGACAGACGUUUUUCGAGUGAACGACGGUUGGUUCGUGGAGUCACGCGACUGCAGUAAUCGAACUCUUCUCGGGUCUGAAGAGUAAACGAAAUAUUACGAAUUUAACCGUUUAUAUUAUACGAACGCAGUUUUCACCCAGAAUACCAUAUUAGAGAAACAUAAACGUACAUCACGUGGGUAGUUAGGCAGAUAGAGACUGCAUACAAGCAAAUGGGAAGAGAAGAUAGGAAGACAGGUCCUAACUUGAACAUGAGUCAAGGCUAUACGCACAAACUUCCCUACUAUCAGAGCAGUCAGCAACAGACCAAAGAACACGGCACCCAACAUCCAAUGAAUGAGAAGCAAACUCACAAAACUGCGCCCUCGUCCAGGUUUAGGCCUACCCUAGAGCUGUAUCAACCUCCAAGUAUUCGGAUACCUGAUGACGUAACGGGCUUCACGAAACAGAUAUCAGGAAAUAGUGGUCGCGUCGUGCAAAAUAACACGAAUAACAUGAAUACUCUCCUGGAGCCAGUUCCCCAGAAAACCAACAGCGGAGCUCUCAAAGUCCAUUUUCAAUCCAGCGAAAAUAAGACCUCGACUCACCGGUUUAGCGCCCUCAAGCGGUCGAAGAGUUUCGGAGGGUCUGAAGUAAUAGAAAUGGCUACUGCAGGAUUUGAUCGCAAUGAUUGCCCUAUUGAAUAUCAGGGACUAGUUAAAAAGGCUUUGCAAGCCACGUACUUGUACAAUGCUCGAGGAAAGGCCAAGAAAAGAAGAACAAACAAAUAUUACAAGUCUGAUUUCCACUCCCAAGUUCCACUAAUGGAGGUCGUUCGUGUCCUGUGUAACAAAGCUGUUCAAAGUGUUCAAAAUGCAGAACCUGCUGCUCAAAUGUGUUUCACAAUUAUUCUGAAAGACAAGAGUGAAACGUUUCUGGAAAGCCUUCUGAACUCGUGCCGGGAAUGGUACAAUGAACGGGACAAGUUAUUACGCUCUUCUCUGACGUCAUGUCACUCGGGGCCAGAUGGCACGGGAGAAACACCCAGAAGGUGGACAGCCUACAUUUUUUUCCUGACUGAACUUUUUCUACGUUUUAAAAGCCUUCAUCGUAACGUUAUCCAAACCAUGCCAUUCCAAGUUGGAGAUAAUGGAAGUUCUUCGACUCCCACACCUGCUAUAGAAGAUAGGUCCCUACCUUUGAUGAUGUUGAUUUUCGAGUGUUGUGAAAUCAUUUUGAAACCGCCAUCUUUAAACUGUUUGGCUGAGAUCGAGUGUAUUCGUUCUGUGCUGACCUCUGUUGGCCGUCAGUUGGAAAUCGACUCUCCACAGCGAAUGUAUCAGUUGAUUGCUUUAAUGCGCGAUGCCUUUAUCAGUCCGUCCGUUUUCGCUCGGGUUCGAAAAACUAUCUUAGAACUUGUGGAGUUGCACGCCAGCCAAUGGGAGCUGGACUUGCCGCAGACUAUGUAUUACUUCCCGUACACGAGCAUGAACCGGAAAUGACAUCUUUUUAUACGGAAGAGGGGUUUAAGUGAACUACACAGUGAAUACACAUGUAUAAGCGUUUGAUAUGAUAAACUUUGGUUCAGGAUGACUUGUUCUUCUUUCAAGAGCCAUUAAAAACAUAUGAAUUUAUGUUAGUUGACUCAUACAUGAAGAUAAGUGCUUAAACAUGUACGUAUGUUUACCGAGAUACAGUAAAAGUUUUAUUUAUAAUAA